CCUGCCGACGUGUCCCUCCGGAAGAGGAGCCGGUGAGACCCAGCGACAUGGCGCCCCCGGCCCCCGGCUCGGCUCCCGGCGGCUCCGGCGAGGUGGACGAGCUGUUCGACGUGAAGAACGCCUUCUACAUCGGCAGCUACCAGCAGUGCAUCAACGAGGCGCAGCGGGUGAAGCCAUCCAGCCCGGAGCUAGACGUGGAGAGGGACGUCUUCCUGUACAGGGCGUACCUGGCGCAGAGGAAGUACGGGGUGGUUCUGGAUGAGAUCAAGCCGUCCUCGGCCCCGGAGCUCCAGGCCGUGCGCAAGUUUGCUGAAUACUUGGCUGGCGGGAGCCAGAGGGACGCACUCGUCGCCAGCCUGGACCGCGAGAUGGGCCGCAGCGUGGCGGUGACUGACAGCACCUUCCUGCUGAUGGCGGCCUCCAUCUACGUGCACGACCAGAACCCAGACGCCGCCCUGCGCGCCCUGCACCAGGGGGACGGCCUCGAGUGCGCGGCCAUGACGGUGCAGACCCUGCUGAGGCUCGACCGCCUGGACCUUGCCCGGAAGGAGCUGAAGAAGAUGCAAGAGCAGGACGAGGAUGCCACCCUCACCCAGCUGGCCACCGCCUGGGUCAACCUGGCCCUGGGCGGCGAGAAGCUGCAGGACGCCUACUACAUCUUCCAGGAGCUGGCGGACAGGAGCUUGCCCACCCUGCUGCUGCUCAAUGGGCAGGCUGCCUGCCACAUGGCACAGGGCCGCUGGGCCGACGCCGAGAGCCUGCUGCACGAGGCCCUGGACAAGGACAGCGGACACCCUGAGACGCUCAUCAAUCUCAUUGUCCUGUCACAGCACCUGGGCAAGCCCCCCGAGGUGACAAACCGCUACCUGUCGCAGCUGAAGGACGCCCACCGGGCCCACCCGUUCAUCAGGGAGUUCCAGGCCAAGGAGAACGACUUUGACCGGCUGGCCCUGCAGUACGCCCCGAGUGCCUGAGGCCGCGGCUGGGCCAUCCCUCCACUGCCAUGUCCCCUUGGUGGAGACCAGAGCCUGGAAGCCCGGCCCCAGCCCCCUCAGGCCCCCGUUUCCUGUCAAUAAAUGGCCUGGACCCAUGGGG
Messenger RNA from Choloepus didactylus (southern two-toed sloth), 1095 nucleotides. It is a transcript of the gene COPE, whose product is annotated as COPI coat complex subunit epsilon. Gene Ontology annotation, molecular function: structural molecule activity; protein binding. The transcript is spliced from 10 exons. Gene Ontology annotation, biological process: retrograde vesicle-mediated transport, Golgi to endoplasmic reticulum; endoplasmic reticulum to Golgi vesicle-mediated transport; intra-Golgi vesicle-mediated transport. Lineage: Eukaryota; Metazoa; Chordata; Mammalia; Pilosa; Megalonychidae. Gene Ontology annotation, cellular component: COPI vesicle coat. The record is from RefSeq and is a predicted model, not a curated record. Bases 48 to 974 code for a protein of 308 amino acids.